Messenger RNA from Aspergillus mulundensis, 843 nucleotides. Its product is annotated as enoyl-CoA hydratase/isomerase family protein. NCBI's taxonomy places the organism in Eukaryota, Fungi, Ascomycota, Eurotiomycetes, Eurotiales, Aspergillaceae. The coding region runs from base 1 to 843 and encodes 280 amino acids. The transcript has 3 exons. Gene Ontology annotation, cellular component: mitochondrion. Gene Ontology annotation, molecular function: delta(3,5)-delta(2,4)-dienoyl-CoA isomerase activity. The record is from RefSeq and is a predicted model, not a curated record.
AUGGCCGCUAACUACACACCUAAAUACUUCAACAUCACAUUCCCUCAAGAACAUGUCGCACAUGUCGAGAUCAACCGGCCGAACCAGCUAAAUGCGUUCUUCGAGGCCAUGUGGAUCGAGCUCGGCCACCUCUUCAACCAACUCUCGACAGACCCCGCCGUCCGCUCAAUAAUCAUCUCCGGCGCAGGCGAGAAGGCAUUCACAGCAGGCCUCGACGUAAAAGCCGCCAGCCAGGGCCUCCUCGCCUCAGACUCGAAGACCACAGACCCAGCCCGCAAAGCCGUGCAUCUGCGCCGCGAAAUCGGUGGCUUCCAGGACUGCAUAACCGCGAUUGAGAAAUGCGAGAAGCCCGUCGUCGUUGCUAUGCACGGCUUCUCGCUGGGCCUGGCGAUCGACCUCUCAUCCGCCGCGGAUGUGCGCUACUGUGCGAAGGACACCCGAUUUGCCGUUAAGGAGGUGGAUAUUGGGCUUGCGGCGGAUGUGGGCACCCUCAGUCGGUUGCCCAAGAUCGUGGGGAACUUCGGAUGGGUCAAGGAUGUUGCGCUGACGGCGAGGUUGUUUGGCGCCGAGGAAGCGCUGCGGGUUGGGUUUGUGAGUCGUGUCUUCGAGACGAAGGAGGAGGCUGUCAAGGGAGCUCUUGAGCUUGCCACGCUCAUGGCGAGUAAGAGUCCAAUUGCCGUGCAAGGAACAAAGGAACUGUUGAACUGGUCGAGGGAUCAUACCGUGCAGGAUGGCCUCCGAUACACAACAAUAUGGAACAGCGCCGCUCUGCAAACUAGCGACGUACAGUCAGCCUUACUAUCUGGCAUCCAGAAGCGGAAGCCAACAUUUGAGAAGCUCUAA